This is a messenger RNA of Penicillium angulare, 729 nucleotides long. Its product is annotated as FAD-dependent oxidoreductase. Bases 1 to 729 code for a protein of 242 amino acids. Gene Ontology annotation, molecular function: FAD binding; monooxygenase activity. The transcript is spliced from 2 exons. Lineage: Eukaryota; Fungi; Ascomycota; Eurotiomycetes; Eurotiales; Aspergillaceae. The record is from RefSeq and is a predicted model, not a curated record.
AUGCUAUAUGAUCAGCGACCCUGUCCAUUGGAUAUAACAAUUACCGGCGCCGGCAUAUCCGGUCUCUCGACUGCAUUAGCCCUAUCGAACGUAAACCGUGAGCACAAAAUCACAGUCUUGGAAUCCAAUGCAUCCCUCAGCGAGUUUGGUGCCGGUGUCCAACUCUACGCAAAUAGCACUCGACUCCUGGAUAAAUGGGGACUGACAUCAUCCUUACCGAAGGUCGCCUUCCAAUCCUCACACAUGUCCGUUCGUCGAUGGCAAGAUAACGCAGAGCUUGUCUCGAUUAUGAAUAAUCCCACCAGUACAUGGCUGUACGAAUGGCCCCAAUGGCAGAUUUAUCGACCAGAUCUUCAGCGCGUAAUCUUUGAUCGCGCCAACGAACUUCCAAACGUAAAUAUACUCUUCGGGUAUUCCGUUGCAGAUAUGAACCACGAGACGGGCACUGUCUACACAGCGGAAGGAAGUACCAUCAAGGCAGAUCUCACGGUCGCUGCAGAUGAAAUCUGGUCAAAGUCUAGGCGAUGUUGGAACUAUGCGCGACCUUGUAUCUGGAUGGUCUAUGCCAGUGCGUCUGGGCGCGUGGUGCUGAUUGGGGAUGCGGCGCAUGCACUUCUACCUCAUGCAGGCCAGGGUGCUGGGAUGGCGAUGGAGGAUGUUGCAAGUUUGGCUGAGUUUGUCGGAUUUUCCACUUCCAAGGACAACCUGUCGACCACCAUGAGCGCAUGA